AUGUUCCACCCACUUGACCCCCUCUCCCCGGUGGAGCUUCGCAAGGUGUCGCAGACCGUCCGAGCCUACCAUGCCCCAACUCCGGUCCGGUUUAAGGUCAUUGACUUGCUGGAAACGCCCAAGACAACUCUGAUGGCGUACCUGCGCGACAGGACAGCAAGCGUCCAGGCGCCUCCCCGCAAGGGAUACACCUACUACCAUAAACAAGGCAGCCAGACGCUACGCAAAGCCAAGGUGAACAUCACCACUGGCAAGGUGGAAGAGGAUACCGAGCACCCAGAUAUCCAAGGGCCGGCAGAUAUGGAUGAGAUCGAGCGGAUUUUGAAAGUCUGCAGCGAGCAUCCAGAUGUUCUGAAAGAGAUUGAGAAGCUGAAGUUACCGAAGGGUGCUUCUGUCAUCAAUGAUCCGUGGUGUUAUGGAACGGAUGAUGCGAACGAGCGCCGUCGCUUGUACCAAUGCUACAUGUAUAUCGUGCUGAACGACGACCCCGAAGCGAAUCAUUACUCCCUUCCUGCUUCGUUCGCUCCUAUCUUCGACGCCCAUACACUCGAACUGCUUGAAAUUGAGAGACUUCCGCUAGGAGCCGGCCCCCAGGUAGCAUCCGAGACUCAGCCAUGGGAGCCUGCGGAACCGGUUGAAUACAGCCAAACGUUGCUGGGCAAGGAUUAUUUCCGCAAGGAUCUCAAGCCUCUUCACGUUGUGCAACCCGAAGGCCCAUCCUUCCGGAUCGACGGUCGCCAGGUGAGCUGGCAAAAGUGGUCGUUCCAUAUGGGAUGGACGGUGCGCGAAGGGCCCGUUCUGAACAAUGUCUACUACGACGGACGGUCCAUCUUCCAUCGUGUCUCGAUGAGUGAAAUGACCGUGCCAUAUGGCGAUCCUCGCACUCCGUACCAUCGCAAACAAGCGUUCGAUCUCGGUGAUUCUGGCUUCGGCAUCACCUCGAAUACGCUGACCCUAGGCUGCGACUGUCUUGGGCACAUUGCCUAUUUUGACGGACUUCGGACCACAGGGGCCGGAGAGCCAUUGUUGAUGAAGAACGUGAUUUGCAUGCACGAAGUGGACGACGGAGUUGGUUGGAAGCACACCAACCUGCGGAAUGGACAAGCUUCAAUGGUGCGAAACAGACAGCUGGUAAUCCAGUGUACAGCCACGAUCAUGAAUUACGAAUACAUUCUCGCCUUCAUCCUCGACCAGGCGGCGAACUUACAUAUCGACGUAAAAGCCACUGGUAUCAUGUCGACUAUGCUUAUCAGCAAGAAGACGCUGUCCCCAUGGGGAACGGUCGUGGCACCGGGAGUUCUCGCGGUCAACCACCAGCACCUGUUCAGUGUCCGAGUCGAUCCAGCCUUGGACGGCGUGCGAAACACUGUUGUGUGCGACGAUAUCAUCCCUGUUCGCAACGAACCCGACCUGGAUCCUUUUGGUUGCGCUUUCCGAGUGCAAACCACGCCCAUCAAGCGACCGGGAGGGUAUGAUCUGGACUUGACCAAGUCCCGAACCUAUCGAAUCAUCAACCCCGACCACAUCAAUGCCGUUUCUGGCAAGCCGGUCGGCUACAAGCUGCACGCUUGGCCGAGCCAGAUGCUCAUGAUGGGACCCGAGACUUUCAACUACCAACGAGGUCAUUUCUCGAGCAAGCCCAUCUGGGUCACGUCAUACAAGGAAGGUGAGCUAUGGGCUGCGGGCGAGUUCACCAACCAAAGCCGUCAGGACACGGGGUUGGGAGUCUGGGCCCGUCGUGGCGAAAAUGUUGAGAACGAAGAUGUCGUGCUCUGGCAUACAUUUGGUGUGACCCACAUCACGCGACCUGAAGAUUUCCCCGUCAUGCCGGUGGAGAAGAUGUCGAUUUCUCUGAAGCCAACCAGCUUCUUUGAGCUGAACCCUUCCAACGAUGCUCCUCGUUCAAGCCAGAGCCAGAACAAGUCCACCUUGGUGGAACAUUCCAGUGUUGGGCCGGAUUCAUGCGGCAAGUGCAGUCUAUAG
This is a messenger RNA of Aspergillus steynii IBT 23096, 1983 nucleotides long. RefSeq lists its product as uncharacterized. Gene Ontology annotation, molecular function: primary methylamine oxidase activity; quinone binding; copper ion binding. Gene Ontology annotation, biological process: amine metabolic process. The transcript has 3 exons. Bases 1 to 1983 code for a protein of 660 amino acids. Lineage: Eukaryota; Fungi; Ascomycota; Eurotiomycetes; Eurotiales; Aspergillaceae. The record is from RefSeq and is a predicted model, not a curated record.